Boleophthalmus pectinirostris (great blue-spotted mudskipper) is the source of this 4932-nucleotide messenger RNA. RefSeq names its product sushi, nidogen and EGF-like domains 1 (gene sned1). The record is from RefSeq and is a predicted model, not a curated record. Gene Ontology annotation, cellular component: plasma membrane; protein-containing complex. Lineage: Eukaryota; Metazoa; Chordata; Actinopteri; Gobiiformes; Gobiidae. Gene Ontology annotation, molecular function: calcium ion binding; Notch binding. Gene Ontology annotation, biological process: Notch signaling pathway; cell-matrix adhesion; heterophilic cell-cell adhesion. The transcript has 31 exons. Bases 375 to 4454 code for a protein of 1359 amino acids.
UGAGGAUAUUUCUAAGCUUGACCAUCAGGGACCAAAUCAGUGGAUUGUUAGAAAAAAAAGAAAAAACAUCUCCGCUGAAUCACGCUUACCCUGCUUUUUUCAUUCUUGCAGUGAGUCGGGAGUGGACCUCAUGCAGCAGCAGGCAGUAUGCAAGGAAUCUCCAGUAUUCCCCGCUUUGACAACACAAGCCCGGUUGACUUUUAAAGAACCAGUGUGGAGAGAUAGAGAGCAGCCUGGGGAGCAUUCAGACCAGCGUGUCUGAGAGUAGAGGAAGGUACUAUUUCUCUGCCUGUGCCGCUCUGCUCUUGUAGCCUCAGGUGCGCGCUCCUCCCUCCACCCAUCAGCACUGCAUCAUCCCAGGGGUGGAUAGGGCCAUGGUGCUGGUGGUUCUUCUGUCUUGCCUCUGCACCCUGCUCUCCCUGCUGACACCGCCCGGGGUGCUAUCAGCCGUGCCCCUGGAGGACUUCUACCCCUUCGGACCGGACAAGGGGGACUCCCAGACUGUGGCUCAGGACGAUGGAGGGUCCCGCUUGGUGGAGAUUUCGGUGGCUUUCCCUUUCUUUGGAGACAAGCACACAGGACUCUAUGUUAACAACAACGGCCUGGUUUCUUUCCUGAGGGAGGUUUCUCAGUUCACACCUGUAGCUUUUCCCAUCUCUGGAGACCGGAGGGUAGUGGCACCAUUUUGGGCCGAUGUAGACAACCGUCGCGCUGGAAAAGUGUUUUACAGAGAGAGCCUGGAGUCGGACAUCCUGAACAGAGGUUCUAAUGAUGUUAGGACUUACUUUUCUGAGUUUCCAAACUUCAACGCUUCAUGGAUCCUCAUCUCCACGUGGUACAGGGUUACUUUCUUUGGAGGCAACUCAAGAACACCGGUCAAUACAUUCCAAGUGGUGCUCAUUACCGAUGGAGAACUUUCUUUCACCAUAUUCCAGUACCAUAACAUCACGUGGACUACAGGCAUGCACGCCACCAGUGGAGGGAACCGGGUGGGUUUGGGGGGCAUUGCAGCACAGGCAGGUUUUAAUGCUGGUGACGGAAAGCGCUACUUCAACAUCCCUGGCUCUCGCACAGCUGACAUUGUGAACGUAGAAGGCACCACCAAUGUAGGAUUCCCAGGCAGAUGGGUAUUUCGGAUCGAUGAUGCAAACGUGGAAGUGGGCAGCUGCAAUAAUUCUGCCUCUGUUUGCCCACACUUGCGUCCUUGUUUGAAUGGUGGUCAGUGCAUUGAUGACUGCAUCACGGGAAACCCCUCCUUCACCUGCUCCUGUCUGGCCGGAUUCACUGGGCGGAGGUGCCAAAUCGAUGUCAACGAGUGCGCCUCCAACCCGUGCCAAAACGGAGGAACGUGUGAAGACCAGAUUAACAGUUUUGUGUGUCAGUGUCUACCGGGAUACACUGGAGUCCGCUGUGAAACUGACAUCGACGAGUGCAAAGACAAACCCUGCUUCAACAGCGCCCAGUGUGUCCAAGGAGUGGGCAACUUCACCUGUGUGUGUGAACCCGGAUACACCGGGCUCCUGUGUGAGAUUGACAUAAAUGAAUGUGACUCGCAGCCCUGCCUGAACGGAGCAGAGUGUGUUGACCACGUGACCAAUUUUACCUGUGUAUGUCCAGCAGCCUUCACAGGACCCCUCUGUGAGACUGAGCUUGUAGUACUUGAGGUGAACACGACCGAAGCAAAUAACCAAACAGAAGAAUGCCUUUGUCAGAACGGUGGCGUCUGUGUGGACCUCAAUGGGACGUGUGAAUGCCCCGCAGGCUACACUGGACUCUACUGUCAGUUUGAAGUAACCCAUACUCCAUGCAGUCACAGCCGGCCCUGUCCCGACGGCGGCCCCUGUCUGGAGUAUGGAGGGACCUACUUGUGCACAUGUCAGACCAGCGGGCCAGAGCUAGACCACAAAGACUACUACCCCUAUGUACAGCCCCAGUCGGUGUGCGACUCGUCUCCGUGUCUGAACGGAGGCUACUGCUACGAGCGAGAUGGAGGCUACAGCUGUGAGUGCAAGCAUGGAUACUGGGGCAAGCACUGCCAGAAAGUUAGACUCAAUACCUGUGCCGCUUUGCCCUGUCGAAAUGGGGGCACGUGUAAAGAAGAGCACGGGAUGUACCACUGUGUGUGCCCCUACCGGUUCACUGGGAAGCACUGUGAAGUCGGAAGACCAGACCCCUGCUCCUCCAGCCCGUGUCUAAAUGGAGGAACGUGUUUUCAUUACAUCGGAAAGUACAAGUGUGAGUGCACAGAGGACUUCUUUGGGAGACACUGUGAGAUCAACAUGAGUCUGACACACGCCUCCCCUGAUGAGGGCUGUGGAGACCCGCCACAUGUUGAACAUGCUGAAGUCCACUUCUCCAAAACCACCCCAGGCUCCAUGGCUGUGUACAUCUGCCAUUCAGGCUUCCAGCCUGUGCCCCGUGCCACUCAGAGCAUCUGCGGUCUGCAGGGAGACUGGAGUCAGCCCCCUGUCUGCGAAGAGAUUAAUGAGUGCCGCUCACAGCCCUGUUUAAAUGGAGCAACGUGUCGGGACCAGGUGGGGUCCUUUCUCUGUGAGUGUGAAAAAGGCUUCAGUGGAAACCGCUGUCAAAAUGCUGUCAGUCAGUGCUCAUCGGACACAUGUAAGAAUGGAGGCACUUGUGAGAAUGAGUCUGGCUCGUAUUUCUGUCACUGUCCUGCAGGAUUUAAAGGACUGCACUGUGAAAAAGAGCAGGAUGUUUGUGACUCCAGCCCCUGUUUAAAUGGAGGAGUGUGUCGAAGCUACAGGAGAAACUAUCUGUGUCUGUGCAAGGAGGGCUUCUUUGGAGAUCAGUGCCAAAUGUUGGAAGACCCCUGCGUGCUCAACCCUUGUGGAAACCGUGGCCUGUGCACCAGUGACAAAAGAGGCAACUACAACUGUGUGUGCAACGUGGGGCACACAGGGAAGGACUGUGAAAAAGACCUCCUGCCACCUUCUGGUCUCCGUGUGGUGCGUGUGGAAGAGAGUGAAGUGGAGUUACGAUGGGAUCCUCCUGAGCCCUCUCAGAGCCUGGUCAGUGGGUUUGCAGUGAAGUACGCUCCUCUGGGGCGUGGCAGUAGAAAGACUGACUUGCUGGACCGAAGACAACACACCCACGUCAUGAGAGGUCUGCUGCCUGGGCUCCUCUAUAACAUCUCCACCCUCUCCCUCAAACACAACAUCAACAACAGCGACUACAGCCGGCCUGCCACCGCACUCAUACGAACCAGGCCGCGGCGGGUGGAGCAGCUGACUGUAGCCAAUGUGUCGUCCUCUGCCGUGUGGCUGCGGUGGCAGGUGCAGGCGGCUCGUCACGCAGCUGUGAGCAGAGUCCUGGUCUCUGUGUUUCCUUCCGGAAACCACACGGAGGUGCUGUCUGCUGUCCUGAACGCCAGUGCCACAGAGCACAGCUUCAGUUCAUUACUUCCUGGUCACAAAUACACAGUGGAUGUUUUGAGUCAAAGUGGUGUCAGGCCUGACGAGUUUCCCUCCACCAGCCACUCAGCUGGACCGCUGAACUUCUGGACAAGACCCCUCCCCCCUCUGAACUUGUCCCUUUCCCACGUGAGCUCUACCUCGGCCCUCAUCACUUGGGCACGCCCCUCCAGGAUGCUUCCGGAUGGUUUUGUGGUGAACGUAACGCGGGGUCUGAACACAAGGAGCCGCUUUCUGCCUAAUGGAAAACUACAAUCCUACACUUUGAGAGAGCUCACUCCAGGACAGCUGUACUAUGUGUCUCUCACUUCAGUGAAAAACACAGGCCACGAGCAGGUGCACAGUGCACCCCAGCACCUCACAUUCUCCACAUUACCAAUGCAAAGUAGGACAGGCAGAAGAAGAGAAGAAAGGCAACGAGCUACAGGUGCCUAUAAUGGACAAACAGCUCCUCCAUCACACACUCAGGACCUGCUAGUGAAUAAAGAGACAGAAAACUCACAAGAACUGCCCAGAUACACAGAACUCAUUGAUAGAAGGGGGAAGAUAACAACUAGAUUAACUAAUAUGCCCAGAAAAGCAAUUCGACAUCGAACAAAACCUGACCCUCCAAUUAGAUUAGAGAAGAUGGAGGAGACAACGAACAAAAUCAGCCUGGCUCUACAGCUCCAGGAGGAGGAGGGCGUGCGGACAGCGCCUGCUGUUGUUCCAGAGCUGCCUCAGGACUGUCGUCGCCUGUCCUGUCUGAACGGGGGCACAUGCGUGGGCGCGGGGGACUCCUUCAUCUGCGACUGCGCCACGGGAUUCAAGGGCAGGCAGUGUGAGCUCUUGUGCCAAAGAGUCCAGCACCCAUGCACGCGGCUAUAUUCAGAAACCAAAAGUGUGCCAGUUUGGGAGGGAGGAGUCUGUCAUUACCUAUACAAGCGAACAUAUAAGGUCCAGCAGGAUGUGUGCUACAGAGAGAUUUGUGAACCUUCACUCCCAAAGAAAAGUCAGAACAGAAGAACAAACAGGCAACAAUAAAGAGCACUCAGAUUCUGACAGAAGUACUGACGUGACUGUCAUGUGAAAACCUCCAAGCUUCAAUGUUGUUGUUUAUAAUCUUCUACUUGAAGUGACUGAUUAUGGACAUUUUUGUGCUGUUGAACCCACUGUAAGGUCUUUUAUUUCAAAAACAGACAAAUGCGUUUGAUCCCUCUCAAGUUAACAUGGUGUGGAAAUAGUUAUUCUUUAUUGGUAAAUAAUCGCAAAUUUUUACAGUCCAUAAUAGAAAGUAUACCAUAUUACCUCAUGUCCACGACAGUGCUGACACAGGAGCAGGUUUGUCCCUCAGGGAAGUGUGCCCCACCGCUGUUUUUACCAAAAAACAUCUUAUUUUAAAAUCCGGACUUGUUCUUGACAAUGACGCACAGUGGUGUCUCUGUAAAAAAUAUCUCACUUUGUGUCUUAGCAGGCGUUUUUGCUUGCUACUCUGUAAAUAGUGUUAAUAGGUUGUUUUGUA